Arthroderma uncinatum is the source of this 2091-nucleotide messenger RNA. RefSeq lists its product as uncharacterized. Gene Ontology annotation, molecular function: iron ion binding; oxidoreductase activity, acting on paired donors, with incorporation or reduction of molecular oxygen; monooxygenase activity. The transcript is spliced from 5 exons. The record is from RefSeq and is a predicted model, not a curated record. NCBI's taxonomy places the organism in Eukaryota, Fungi, Ascomycota, Eurotiomycetes, Onygenales, Arthrodermataceae. The coding region runs from base 1 to 2091 and encodes 696 amino acids.
AUGGACUCCAUUAUCCAUCUACUGAAUCCUUUAGGGAGUGUAGUUGCCAUUCCUACAUUGUUGAUACUGUGGUUUUCCAUGAGGCUAUACCAAGCAAUAAGCAAAUUUAGGAAUCUGAAAGCUCAAGGCAUCCCUAUCAUGACCCACUCGUUCCUCCUAGGCCAUCUUCUUAUUGUACGCCAGUUCUACCUUGAUUGGGCUUCAGAUGCGAAUUUCAUUCAAACUUUUGGGUACUACAUCAGUAAACACUGGAGGAGAUUCUCUCCAGACGAGGAUCAAUGCCCUCCGGUUGUCUAUGUUGACGUCUGGCCCAUUUCAGCCCCCAUGGCUUUUUCUAUGGAAGCAUACGUCUCUUAUCAGAUAGAGAUUGGGACGACCUUGCUCCCCAGGUCUCCCAUGCAAGGGGAAUUCUUGAACCCAAUUUCGAAGGGAAAGGACCUUAACUGCGAGAAUGGCGCAUGGGGCCAGGUCUUCCAGCUCGAGCAAAUCUCAUCUAACUUAGCCUUUGAUGUCGCUGGCAGGGUUGUUCUGGGCACUCGGUUGAACUCACGGUCACCUAACCCAUCCCUGUUUACUGUGGCUUACCGAGAACAACUUGAACGUAUGGAAAUCACUCUUAAUGUCUUCAAACUCAUCUGGAGGGCAACGCCGAUGUUUAAGCUCGCUGUGAGAAGAAAGAGGCAGCAGCUCUUUGAAUUUCUGAGGCCAUUUGUCAUGGACAGCUUUGGCACACCUAAGCCUGGACCCCGGACCAUACUCCAGGCUGGAGUCAAAGAAGUUAAUCAUGGGGCUAUAGAGAAAGGAACCUCCACUCCCAUUCCAGGAGAGUCACUCAUCGAGCUUGUGUUCUGCCAACUGAUGGUCUUCUUUUUCGGCGGGGAUGAUAUAGUAUCGAUUACUCUUCCACAGAUAUUUAGACAUCUCCAACUCCAUCCUGAAUGCCUUGCGAAACUUCGUGCUGAGCAUGAUACAGUCUUCGGUCCUGAUCCGAAUAUCGCCGCCGAUAUGAUACGGGAAGCUCUUCAUAUUUUGGACUCACUGUCGUACGCACAAGGGGUCAUCAAAGAGAGCCUACGCCUAAACCCGGCGACUAUCACGAUCCGGAAAGGGCAGCCAAAUUUUACGUUCAAGAUAGCUGGCUCAGAUAUAGCGUGGCUAACACAGGGGUUCGAUCUUUUCGACAGCAGUAUAACCAUACAUCGAGAUCCGGCAAAUUUCCCAGAUCCCCUUGAUUUUAUUCCCGAACGAUUCAUGGUGCCGGAAAACGAUCCCUUACAUCCACCAAAGAAUGCGUGGCGAGCUUUCCAGCUUGGGCCUAGGAAAUGCAUUGGCCGGGAAUUAGUAAUGGUUGAGCUCAAGCUGGCCUUGGUGCUUGUCGCCAGAAAAUUCGAUGUUGAAAUGGCUUGGGAAGAGUGGGACAAGAUGAGAGAGAAGCAGGGAUUGAAAGUGACGAAGCAAGUGGUGGAGGGCGAUAUAAUGUAUACCACUGGAAAAUUGACAUCGCAUCCUAGGGAUGGCGCACCGGCACACUAUUUCAAGAUUAGAACGUCCACAUCUGGAGGCUCAGCCUUCGCAAUCUUCGAAUCGUCUCAGGCAGCAAGCGACGCAAUCGGCGCCUCACCGUUGAUUGUUUCCCUCUCUGAUCCGUCGAUACCAAACAAUUCUGGCUUUCCUACUCAAAACGAUCAUAUCAACUCCUCUAGCCUUGACGGGCGCGCUCCAAACUCUCACGAUGACGCUCACAGCCAGACCAUCGAAUGCACAAUCGCAGCUUCGGAAUAUGACCACGAAGGAAAUAUGCGCAAGAACCCAUAUAACAUGGGCUUCCAAAUUUCACGCCAUUGGCUAGAGGUACAAGAUUUGAUGCGCUCGCCAAUUUGCCGCGCACCCCUCGCGGAAUAUGCCGAUUGCUUUACGAGGCGGAAAUUUUCGAUGCCAUUUCGGAUUCAAGACCGGAUCUAUGAUGAGACCGUUAAGGCUGGAGGUACUUCGCUAAUGGAUAUGUGGAGACAAGGCCUGGAAGCGAAGAAGAGGGAAGAGGCAGGGAGCCACGAUAUUGAUCAGUCCAAGCAGAAGCUAGACUCAGCUUGA